This is a messenger RNA of Metarhizium acridum CQMa 102, 1596 nucleotides long. RefSeq lists its product as uncharacterized. Gene Ontology annotation, molecular function: damaged DNA binding. The record is from RefSeq and is a predicted model, not a curated record. Gene Ontology annotation, biological process: DNA double-strand break processing involved in repair via single-strand annealing; DNA repair. NCBI's taxonomy places the organism in Eukaryota, Fungi, Ascomycota, Sordariomycetes, Hypocreales, Clavicipitaceae.
AUGGAAGUGCCCACAUCAACCGCGUUAGAAGCCGAUGAACCAGUUCUCAACCCUUCGACCAGCUUUAUGUCUGAAAGAGAGCCUGAAGAAGACGAACCUCAACUUCCAGAGCUGGCUUCAACGUCGAAACCGCCCGGCGGAGCCCUUCAAGGAUGCAAUGCAAAUUCCGAAACGACCCAAGGGGAAGCCUCGGACGAAAUUUCACAACCUCUACCAGUGAUUCCAUCACCUUCCAAUGGUGAGAUGGUGGUCAUAAAGGAAGAGCAGUCUUCUGACGUUCCAGAAAUUGUUUCCGAGCGAGAAGUUAGGAAGCGCAAACGCAACGAAGAACACGCUGGAACAACUGUCGUGCCCAAAAUCAAACCUGAAAUGGCUGGUAGUUCAAGCCCAGUAAUGUUAGUCUCGCCAGUACAAUUCCACACGCAAGAAAGCAUUGACUUGGGGGACAUUGUCAAGAAAAUCCAAACGCCCAGGAAGCGCCAAUUGCUAGAGCAAGCCGGACCACAGUCCGAAAUCAUCCCCCGCUCUAAACUUACUACUCUUACACCACCCCAUGCCGGAGCCCAACAGGGGGCGCAAUCCGCCAUUGCUCCUCGCCAAACAUCAGCUCUGAUGCCCUUAAGUGUCAAUGCGCGGAUAAUUCGACCGGCAUCGGUCAAAAUUCAGCAAAAAAGCCAUUGGUUCCAGCUAGAUGACAGCAUAGAGAGCCUAGCUGAAGAUGGUGCUGCGUAUAAUGCCCAAGCGCCUACUGAUCAAGUUAAAUCACCGAGCGUAUCUUCUACUAAGAGUCGACUGGACGCUUUGCUCAAUGACCCCCUUGCACAGUCGGAAGAUGAGAAUAUCAUUUCCAGGCUACCCAAAAGAACCGAGUCAAGGACCACAGCUCGCCACACGGAUCUGGGCAUCCCAGGACGACGACAGCUUCCAUUUGACAGGGACGGACAUAUAUCCAGUAAAUCAACACCAGGUGAACGAUCCUUGACCCUGAAAAGUGUUUCUGAGGCAAAGACGCGAGGUGGCGGUUUUGCCUCACCAUGGCAGACUAUAAAUCGUCCGGAUUCGAGGCCGUUAAGGCACAGGCCGCUCUCGAAACUUGGCUUGGAAGAUUUCAAGGUCAAUCCACGUGCCAAUGAAGGCCACGACUUCGCCUUCAGCGAGGUAGUAAGAGAUAAGGGCGACAGGACAUGUUUACCAGGAUGUACGGACAUGCAUUGCUGCGGAAAAGAGUUCAGGGCCAUUGCCAUUUCACAACGGCCCAACCCGCCUUUAACGGCCGCUCAGCGACAAGAGGAGCAGAAGCUCCUGGAAGACUAUCUAGGGGACUUUUCAUACCGCCUCGCAUCGAUGGAUAAGGACGAACGAAUGGAAGUCUGGAUCGAGGCCAAGACGCACGAAUUGGCACAUAAAUAUGGCAAACAUAGACAUAGAUUCUCUCGCAUGCAGUCGCCCCCAGGCUUCUGGGAUGCAGACUUUCCAGAUACGCAGCAACUGGAAGCGGAUAGAGAGGAAGCUGUGAAAAGAACAAGGCGAGCAGUUGCAGAGCGAUACCGGGAAGCCAGACGACCCGGCGGCAGAUGGAUGUUCAAGGAUGAAUGA